Molecule: messenger RNA, 4038 nt
Organism: Tilletiaria anomala UBC 951
Lineage: Eukaryota; Fungi; Basidiomycota; Exobasidiomycetes; Georgefischeriales; Tilletiariaceae
Product: kinase-like protein
Exons: 2
Coding region: 211-3930 (1239 amino acids)
Biological process (GO): phosphatidylcholine biosynthetic process; phosphatidylethanolamine biosynthetic process
Cellular component (GO): cytoplasm
Molecular function (GO): choline kinase activity; ethanolamine kinase activity
Source: RefSeq, a predicted model, not a curated record
CAUCACUGCACCCCACCGGAUCCCCUCUUCGUGAUCGGCGCCGAAAUUGACGUAUUAGCAGAUCAGCUGUCAGUGGACAGCUGGUGCCUGCGGAGGAAACGCGGGCAACGGGCCCCAGCUUAGGUUUCAACCAAGGACGGAAAUCAGUUGCACUGUUGAUCGGUGCAUCGCCGCUAAGGCGCCGGCCUCUUGCCUGGUCAGCCCUUCACUAUGAGCAGGCUGCAGGAGGAACCAGCUUUUCCAGGCUUUCCCCCCUCUUCUUCCACAGCCACUCCAGCUCCAGUAUCGCCCAGCCCUGCACUCUCCGCAUACUCAUACUCCAGCGGCGGUUCGUCCGUCUCAGACUUGGACGACGUCGGGUCCUAUUGGAGCUUAGAUGAUUGGGGGCUUCCAACGGGGUCGAGAGCGCAGGGAAAGCAACAGCAAGAAGAGAGAGACGCUCACGCGCUCCCAAGGGCCCAAAAUGGCGUCGAGACGUGCGCCGGCGCAUACACGGCACACUCUGAAUGGUUGGGGUCAACUGCAGCAGUUUCAGAGACAGUUUCUGGGCCUAGCACGGGAUCAGGGUCAGGAUCUGCAACACCUGUCAAUCUAGGGAGCGGGUUCAGGACCAAGCUCAGCUCGCCCAGUACAACACCUAUCAAUUCGCGCUUCGCGUCCGGUUCUUUGACUGCACUGCUUGCCGCGGAUGAAGCGCAAGCAAAGCACGAGGAGCGAAGGGACUAUGCAUCAGAGGACGGGCAGCAUCAGGAGAAGCAGUAUGAGCAUGAGCUCCAGAUGGAGCAAGACCCGAAUGCUGAUGAGGUAGAAGGCGAUGCAGGAGAUGAGUUCGACUUGCACGAUGAGGAUGAAGAGGACAUGCACGCUAGCGGCGUGCCCGCUGCUCGAGGCUGGAACUUAGACGCCAGAUUGUCGGAUACUCCAAAGUUCAAGCGUCAGGUGCUAGAUAUGUUUUCGAAUGAGCUGUCACUCGCCGGCUGGACUCAGAAGGAUGUUCACCCGACUUUGUGGCCGCUGUCCGAGCAGCACUUGCAUCUUCGACGGAUAAGUGGGGCACUCACCAAUGCUGUCUUCUUCGUCAACUACAAGCCGCCAACUCCGUCUAGUAUGGAGCACACCCGCAAUGACAUUGACGGGAAACCGGGCGGCGCUUCAUCGUCGAACGCACCCACGCCUCCACCCACAGUUUUGCUCCGCGUCUAUGGCGUCGGUACCGAGGUGCUCCUCAGUCGUCGCGGCGAGCUGCUGAUAUUGCAUACACUGUCCUCGCUCUACGAGAUUGGCCCGCAUAUCCUCGGCACGUUCGCUAACGGCCGCGUGGAGGAGUAUUUCCCGUGCGAUCCGAUCGGCAAAGAGGGCAUUCGCGACCUGGGCACACGCGAGGAGUAUAUCACCAAGCGCGGCGAGCUGCACAUCAAAGGUGUCGAGGGCACGGCGCAGUGGGUCGCCAGGCGUAUGCGGGAGCUGCACGAAGUACCGCUGGAGGUGAUGAGGACCGUGCUGGAGCAGGGCGAUCUGCAUGCGCCUUCGGAGAAGGGGUUUGGGAGAGGCAUCCAAAACCACAUUAUGGCUAGCAGCCAUCGACCUAGGCCUCGACGGCCGUCCUCCAAGCCGAGGGGAGCCACUGGUUCCGUCAAUGCAGUGACUGCAUGGGGAGCGGCGGUAGCGGGGCCAAAACCGGGUGCAGCAGCAUCGGUGCUGCCUGGUGGAACGGGCUUGAUGCGCGAGAGCCCUGGCGCACUGCCGACGCGGGACUCCAUGCCUUCUCCCGCAGCGGCCGGUACGUCUUUGCGCGCAUUUGCUGCUGCAGGUGCAAAAGAGGCGCAUGAGCAAUCGUCCGAGGGGCAACUGCAGCAGCAGCAGCAGCAACAACCCUCCCAUGCACUGACGCAGGCGCAAGUACAGCAGGCAGAGCUCGCAGAUUGGAACGCGCGUUUUGACCUGCAUCGUAAUGGUUCAGCCGCCUCCGUCGGGUCGUACGGCUCAGCCGCAUCGUUCGACUCGCUCGCAACAAGCUUUGAUUCUCGUAUCAGCUUCUCUUCUUCCGCUUCGUCGUCUUCCGCUGCGAGCGAUCGCGAAGGCGGUAGUGGGAGGCGAGUGCGCUCACCGAUUGGUACGCCCAUGUCGAUCGCAAUGCCAACGCCGAUCAAUCCCUAUUUCCCACACAGCUCACGCGAGCGACCGGGGCGCUCACGCAGCAGCAACAGCGCAACUGGUGGUGGUUCUCAGUUAGCAGGGACGAGCAACCGGCCGUACCCUGGUGUGUGGCGGCGUAUGAAGCGUUGGUCGCGCGAAGCGGCCAAAGUCCUGCAGCUGUUCGAGGACGUCGCGCAGAGCCCCGCAGGAAAGCUGGCUUGCACGCUCGCGUUACGCUCCGCUCCGCAUGGCCUCCUUGCAGCUGGCGGCAGUGGAGACGAUAGUGGCAGUGAAGGGAUCGAUCUGCGUUCACUGGCGCAACAGCAGACCAUCACGUCUGAUAUGCUUUCUUCCACGUGCGGAAAUCUCUGCAACACGCUACUGUGCAUUGUCGCAAUGGAUUUCCCACGCCUGAUGCGCGAGCUCGACACAUUCAAGCGUUUCAUCCGCGAGUGGGAGAGGGCCGAAGGACAGAGCAAGCGCGUCUUUGCGCACAAUGACUCGCAGUAUGGCAACUUGCUUGUCGUCAAGACGCAGCCGCCGCCCUCUGCCGCCGCAGCUGGGAGGGACAACCCUUGGAAGAGUGGUCCGGGUGGUGUGCUCACGAGCACGCCGGCGCCUGCUUCGGGUAUGCCACGUGUCAAUGGCGGCACUGCGGUGCUUGUGCAUGCCAGACGAGACUCCUCUGUCUCGGUCGCGUCGGCAUCCGGCAAUGCGGAGGGCUCCACGUCAUCCGCAACGCCGUCACCAUCGCAAGUCCAGACGCAGCCACAGCCGCAGUCGCAGGACUUUUCACAGCAACCAAUGCGAGCGCAAACCAGCGCUUUCUAUCGCUCUUGCACAUCUCAGGCACGUCCCGUCAAGCGCUGGCAGCCGCACCAACAAGUCGUCGUUAUCGACUUUGAGUACGCCUCUCCCAACCCCCGAGCGUACGAUAUUGCCAAUCAUUUCCACGAGUGGCGCACAGACUACCACCACCCGAGCCUGUCGUGGAGCCUAACUCACCACGGAGCAUACCCUGACAAGCAACAGCGACAGAAGUGGCUCCGAGCGUACGUUCAACAGGGGCGCUUGUUACGCAUGAAGAAUGGUGGUUCGAAAAAUGCACUGCUCGAUGCUGCAUCCAUGCCAGCGCCGGCACCGCCAACUCCGCAAGCGCAAGCGCAGCCGCCGUCGGACUUCUCCAUCGGUCCCCCUGCUAUUCCGACCGCGAAACCUGCUUCCACUAAACCUGCUCAGCCCGCCGCAGCGUCUAAGCGACAACAGAGCGCUGCAUUACCUGCUACCAGUAGCCCCAGCUUGACCCCUUUCUUGCGCGGCGUCUCGUCUCCUCGCUCACCUUGGCUUGGCGCAAGUCACAGCACCGUUGCGCCUCCCCCUACCGCUGCCCAUGCUCCCAACCCUUCCACCACCGCUAUAGCAAACACUUCGCUUGCGCGUCUCGAUGCCAGCAUCGAACGCGAAGUCGACCGCUUGGAGCGUGAAGUGAACGUGUGGAGCCCAGCUUCACAUGCCGUUUGGGGUCUCUGGGGCAUCGUUUUUGGGCGCGCAGAGAUUGAGGCGGUCCUCGAGAGAGCCCUGGCAACGGUCAGAGAUGCAAGCAUGGGUACAGAUGCAGCGGGAGCCAAAGAUGACAAUGAGAACGAUGAUGUGCUGCUGCUGCAAGCGGAGGAGAAAGACAAGGAGGCAGGUGCAGAGGAGGCAGGUGCGGAGGAGGCGUUCGAUUACCUGCGUUACGCGCUUGGUCGCAUCGAGCUGUUCCGCUACGAAAUCAAGGAGCUGGGUAUCGUCUGAUCGCCACGUGGCAACUUGUAUCUUAAAAGGGUUGAUGGUGCGCGCUCCAAGUGGCGCAAGGAAGAUGGCGCUUUAGAAUGUGUGCAUGUGCUGCUAGCUGGUCAAAGU